Messenger RNA from Oryzias latipes (Japanese medaka), 1409 nucleotides. Lineage: Eukaryota; Metazoa; Chordata; Actinopteri; Beloniformes; Adrianichthyidae. The record is from RefSeq and is a predicted model, not a curated record.
GUGAGUAAUUCUGGUGAACUUGUCUGCGAGUGGGAACUUCUGAACACAACUUAUUUGCUUUUGGAACACAGAAGGAGCAAUUUUCCCGCUGGAAAGAAUGCAGACUGCAUGUGGAGAUUCGAUGGAGCUGGAGCUCAACCAUGAAAUCCAUGGAGAAAGAACACUGGCAGAGGUUGACCUUCUUGAGGAUUUUGCCCAAAAUAUGGCAGACAGCAUAAUGGAAUCUUUUCUAAGCAUGAUGGCUGAAGAGAAGGUGUCCAUCUCUGAUCCAGAUCAGAUGUUGGCAGAGGAGAUGGCGUUAGUGAUCAUUGAAACAGCACUGGGAGAAGUGUGUUUAGCUCAGAGUGCGAAAGAUCAGACUGAAGGAUCGCAAACUGCUUGUAAAAAGACUGAAAAUGAGUCUUUCAUGGAGUAUUCUAAGGUAGACUUGAUGGACACGAGUCCAACUAAAAAGAUCUAUUCCGUUCCGCCCCCACAUCCACCUUUAUAUCAGUCCGGCCUCCCUGUCGUGGGCUCUCUCGACUACCCCGACGCCCCUCCCACCACCCCUCUCAUACCUGAGCUUGAGAGGAGCAGACACAGCUUUGCUCAGAAGCUGAAGGGAGGAUUAGCCAAUGCUUUUCUGCCCUCCCCACCUCCCCCAACUCCAAAAGACAAAGAGGAGAAGUCGAGCAUUGACCCUCACAUGGUACUGAUGGAACAUCUGAUGCACUCGCUGUGCACAGACGAUUUACCUAAAGGUGGCUAUGAAGAAGCCCCUCAGCAUGGAGCCGGGAUAGAACAUUUUGCUGAGACCUUGUCGUGUGACAUCAUGAGUGGGGUUUUAAGUGUCAAAGGCAAGGAGGAGAUACAAGACACAAUAAACCUGGAUCUGUUGGCCCAGCAGAUGGCUGAAACCAUCAUCACCCUCUCUCUUGAUAAAACUAAAAUGCUUUAAUUGCAUCUGAGACGAUUACUUGUUUGUCUUAAAAUUAUUUACUUAAAUCUUAUUUCAAAAUAGAGCUAAACCUGACUCACCAACUUAAAAGUUUUUAAAAUUUGGUGAAUUUGUCACAAGUAAAAGCAUUCUGCUCUCAUGUUCUUUCGGGUUAAGAAAUUUUUGAUAUUGUGCUUCUUUUAAAUUUGUUAGACCCAAAUAUGGUAAGGUUGACUCCCAUGAGCCAAAUUGAGAUGAUGCAUGUGCAGCAAACAGAUAUAAAGAUGAACUUGAUCCACACAAGUACCAACGUGUCCAUUAGAUGGCACCACAGUAAAACUGUUACUGCCUGUCUUUACAUCAGGUUAAGUCAAAGUUACCAGGAUUCACCAAACUGUUUUCUGUGUUUCAGUUUUCUACACAAGAAAUCAUUUUCCCGUCAAUAGAUCUGUAAAUUAUGAAAUUUUUAUUAAAAACUUAGAUAGACAUGUAA